CUGUUGGCUGGGGACGCCACCGGAUACAGAGAAUCAUGGGAGCGGCCCAUGGGAAAAAGAAAGAAUAUUCUUUCCAGUCAAAACAACACAGCAAAAAGGGGAAGCAUGUUAGUAACGGCUCAGCAUCUAUGUAUUCUGAAAUACAGAGGGAACGGCCUGAACUUGGGAAUAUCAUGGCUCACCCAGAUUACAUUGAUGGAAACCCUGAUCUUAUCAAACCUAAAAAGCUCCUCAAUCCUGUAAGAGCCUCGAAAAGCCACCAAGAACUUCACAGGGAGCUGCUUAUGAACCACAAAAGAGGAGUGGGAGUUGAGAGCAAACCAGAACUGCAGCGAGUCCUGGAGCAUCGGCGACGAAACCAGCUGAUAAGGCAGAGGAAAGAAGAAGAAGAGGCGAAGAAACUGACGUCUCCCUUUGAACAAGAACUUAUGAAGAGGCAGCAGAGGCUGGAUCAGCUGGAGAGAGAAGAAGAGAAGCAAGAAGAAAAUGCACCAGAAUUUAUUAAGGUCAAGGAAAACCUGAGGAGGACAUCAACACUAACCGGGGCAGAGAAGGUUGCGUAGCAUCAGUCGAGAUCUUCUGUUGGUUCAAAUACUUAAACACUGACAUCUCUGUAUAUGGUGGAUAUUCACAGUUAUGUCUUUGGGGCUACUUACUGUUUGUUAAUGCUUGUUCCAGUAGAAAUCCCCAACAUGGGCUUUUUUGUAAUCCCAAAAAAGUAUACAGCCAGAAGGUGGGUGUCUUACACAGGAGAAGUACCCAAACGAGAAAGCGCAAAGGGAGUGGGGGAAUUGUAACUACAAUAUAUACCCUUCCUCUCAAGUAUCUGGACAACAUUAAAGCCCUGUCCACUCCUUAUUAAUCUUUGCCUAACCACCAAAAUGACCUUCCCAGCCCUCUGAUGCCUUUAAGAAACCUUGCACAUGUUUUUUUCCUAGCAACCAUAAGGACUAGACACG
Gekko japonicus is the source of this 959-nucleotide messenger RNA. RefSeq names its product family with sequence similarity 107 member A (gene FAM107A). Gene Ontology annotation, biological process: actin filament polymerization; regulation of actin cytoskeleton organization; actin filament bundle assembly. Lineage: Eukaryota; Metazoa; Chordata; Lepidosauria; Squamata; Gekkonidae. Bases 36 to 563 code for a protein of 175 amino acids. The transcript has 5 exons. The record is from RefSeq and is a predicted model, not a curated record. Gene Ontology annotation, cellular component: neuron projection; synapse; stress fiber.